Molecule: messenger RNA, 1702 nt
Organism: Asparagus officinalis (garden asparagus)
Lineage: Eukaryota; Viridiplantae; Streptophyta; Magnoliopsida; Asparagales; Asparagaceae
Product: probable xyloglucan endotransglucosylase/hydrolase protein 23
Exons: 4
Coding region: 704-1516 (270 amino acids)
Biological process (GO): cell wall biogenesis; xyloglucan metabolic process
Cellular component (GO): cell wall; apoplast
Molecular function (GO): hydrolase activity, hydrolyzing O-glycosyl compounds; xyloglucan:xyloglucosyl transferase activity
Source: RefSeq, a predicted model, not a curated record
AUUUUUGCAGCAUGUCUGUAUACAUGCACUUAGUUCUCAGUUCAGCGGUGAGGGAUUGAAAACACAACUAUAUUUUGUUCCUAAUGAGGAAAAAAAUUGGGGUAAGUCACUUCAUUUUCGAAGAGGUUGCAGAGAUGACUUUUGUAUUGUAGAAAUUAGUGACUCGUCAAUUAAUUUCUAUGUAUGGACAUGCAUUGGUGAGAUCAUACGGAGUUGAACGGUGGUGGUUUUAGGAAACUUGUAUUGUCCUUUCCCCUCAUUUCUCUCUACAUUAGAAACAAAAUAUAAGUACGUAUGUUACACUCUCCACCGCUGAAAACUGAUGUAUUCACACUUAGAGGCUUGUGUAACCUCAGUUCAUCUACGAUUUCUCGGUAAGUUUAUAGAUAGUGAUUUCAUGUAGGUCAUAUAGUUAUUAAACUAGGUAAUGGGACCCGUAUAAAUUCUGUUUUACAAAUGAACAAAUUAAUUAGGAGGAGGCCAACGAAGCGUGAUGUCUCCUUGGAAAAACACUUCAUAGCUAAAUCAGCCAUGUCUGCAGAGCUAGCCAAGGAGGAGAUGAAAAUGAGAAUCUGAAGUCAGACGUAAUCAGCCUUGAGUGUAUUCAUGAAGUUCCUCUAAUUCUCUCUAUAUAAACCCCCCAUCAAGUUCUCUUUUAAGCACGCACCACUGGUACUCGGAGUAACAUCUGAAUUUAACCAAGAUGGCUAGUCACAACCUGCUCCGAGCUUUCUUCCUCACUGUCUUUCUCGUUUCAGGGAUCUCUGCUCAGAGCUUCACGAACGACGUUGAUGUGUCUGGGAACGCUAACGUGCAGGAAGAUGGGAACCAGCUGCAGCUCAGCCUCGACUCUGCUGGUGGCUCUGAAGCCAUAUCGAAGCAGGAGUAUCUUUACGGAAGGUUCGACAUGCAGAUCAAGGCCGUCCCUGGCUACUCUGCUGGCACCGUCACGUCCUACUUUCUUCAAUCUCCACGACCGAGCAAUGAUGAGAUAGACUUCGAGCUGUUAGGGAAUGUAACUGGGCAACCCUACCUACUGCACACCAACCUGUGGACUAGCGGGCAAGGCAACAGGGAGCAGCAGAUGAACCUGUGGUUUGAUCCCACGGCUGACUUCCACAACUACACUUUCGUCUGGAAUCCCCACAACAUAAUAUGGUUAGUCGAUGGAAUACCCGUGAGAGUGUACAGAAAUGCACAACAACAGGGAAUCCCAUACCUGAGCAGCCAAAGGUUACGCGUGCGCGCUGCCUUAUGGAACGGAGAGGAAUGGGCUACAAGGAGGGGCCGAGUCAAGAUCGACUGGAGCCAGGCGCCGUUCGUGGCAUACUUUUGCGGUUACCGCACCGACGCCUGUAGUGACGGGUCCCAGUGCUCUGAGAGUAGGGGACAGUGGUGGGAUUGGACUCUGGACGAGGCUCAGGCCAAAAAGCUCAGGUGGGUGAGGGAGAACUACAUGGUCAGGGACUACUGUCAGGAACAAGGUGCCCCAGAGUGCUCCGUCAACAAUCCAUAAUCUCAUCACUGCAUAUGAGACGAUAAGUUGGAGGAGAACGUGUUAAAGUGAGAAAAUGUAUGGAUGAGAUGAGAAGUGUAUUCUCUUUGACAAUAAUAAUAACUCAUGCACAUGUACAACUUGGUUAUUAAGCCAAAGAAAGCCUUCAAAAUAAAGAUGUGCACCAUAAUUAACUAGAAUAAAUGA